Molecule: messenger RNA, 726 nt
Organism: Didymodactylos carnosus
Lineage: Eukaryota; Metazoa; Rotifera; Eurotatoria; Philodinida; Philodinidae
Source: the annotation of a GenBank genome assembly
AUGUUAAGAAAAGCUUGGAGUUUUGUUAAUAAAUAUUUACAAAAAGAUGAUUUGGAUGCUUAUUUAAAUCAUAGCAAAGUAUCAAAAUUUCGAACGGGAAAUGUGAAAGAUGGCAUUAAAGUUACCUAUCAUUGUUCGUCAUGUAGAAAAUAUCCAGAAUGUAGUUUUCAAGUUCGUGUGUUAUUUAAUUCUCAAAAUGAGACAAUUGUGCCGACAAGUGAUACACAUAAUCAUAAAAAAAGAGCUGAUACAACUCGUGGUCCAAGUCCUGUUUGGGAUAUUAGAGUUCCAUAUCAAUUUACUUUUAAAGUGAUGUCUACUCAACUCUACACAAUGGACAACAGUCUUCCCCGACCUCAAACAUAUUACUAUUAUCUACAAAAUACUAUGCCAUCACUUUAUUCAUCAAUUCCUUUCAAUAACAAUAACUAUAUUUUUUCUAAAAUAGCUGUUUCAUCUUCAUGUGAGAAGCGCAGUAAUCCUAAUGAUAAACAAUCACUGAGUACUUAUCGAACAACUCGCCGUCAGUCACGAAAAUAUCGACAAGUAAUUCGUUUACCUGAUCCGGAACCAAUCUAUCGUACAAUUCGUCGUCGAAUGCCUACGCCCGAACGACAAAUAAUUAAUAAAACAAUAAUUAAAAAACAAAAUGGUGAUAUUGUUGAACAUAUCCAAUCACCAAAGAAAAAAAUAAAAGAUAAUGGCUUUAAUCGAAAUAGUGACUAA